AGCGGAUCAACAAAAUUAUAUAUAUUUACACAUUCUCUUCCCGGGGCUAUUGACUCCGGCUGCGGUCUAAAUUACAGGUGGCGCAAUACGCACCCGGUGCACCGAUCAACGAUCUUCAUUCUCCAAUCUUAUCGUGCGCCGUUUAGCCUAAUAAUGGGAGAUUUAUUUAUAUGGCUGUUUUUCUUCCUCAUUGUCAUAGCCAUACUUGCUAUGCUCGUUUUUCAGCUCAUCGCCUUAAUUGAUCUAGAGUUUGACUAUAUCAAUCCUUACCAAACUGCAUCUCGUAUAAACCGAGUUGUUUUACCUGAGUUCACUACACAAGGAGUUCUGUGCUUCCUCUACCUGAUUACAGGGCAUUGGGUUAUAUCGCUUUACUGUGUUCCAUGUCUAUACUACAAUGUCAAGUUGUACACGCAAAGACGGCACUUUAUAGAUGUUACUGAGAUUUUUAAUAUGCUCAGCUGGGAAAAGAAACAGAGGAUUUUCAAGCUUGUGCACACGGCAAUUCUUCUUGUCAUUUCGUUGUUUUGGGUGAUUUAUUCUGCCUUGGAGCUCGAUGAGUUCGAUUUAUAGCUCUAAAUCCCCUCUUUCGACCAAGUAUUUAUUACCAUUUACUGUGGCAAAUCUCCUCUUAGUUGAUUUUUCUUGCUAGUUUUAGGGUUAAACUAAUGAUAGAUUAGUUAUAAUCAUUUGAAGUUUAACUUAACCCUAUUGUGUAUACAGCUUUUGGGUAACAAUAGUUUUUUCAGGAUCUGUAAGUUUGUAUUAAAGUUUUGAUCGGUUAAUAACAUGGUUAUUGCCCUUGUCAGUAUCGGAAGUGAUACUAUAA
Molecule: messenger RNA, 829 nt
Organism: Capsicum annuum
Lineage: Eukaryota; Viridiplantae; Streptophyta; Magnoliopsida; Solanales; Solanaceae
Product: protein cornichon homolog 4
Exons: 4
Coding region: 154-573 (139 amino acids)
Biological process (GO): vesicle-mediated transport
Source: RefSeq, a predicted model, not a curated record